AUGGAUUGUUUAACACGUCAACUGAGCAGCGAGCACGCGACUGGUCACGAGAAGACAGCCCGAUUGGUUAGGCCUUCACUUCGCGAGCAGGACGAGGAGGGACAGGACGUUCUGCAAGGGGAUGGAAUCAAGGAUGCCGGUGUUUGCCUUUAUAUGGGAGGUAAGAUACACGCACUGCUAUGUAGUAGUAGUGGAAUUCAGUAUUGGAUUGCCGAUGAUGAUGUUGGUGGUGCUAGUGCUCUGAUGUCACCGUUCUGGAUUGUAAUUCGUCAGCUUGCAGAAAUUGAAGCAAUGGGUACGUCAAAAAAGGUGAUUACAAGAGAAGAGUGGGAAAAGAAGCUUAAUGAUGUCAAAAUUAGGAAAGAAGACAUGAAUAAAUUGGUGAUGAACUUUCUUGUCACUGAAGGUUAUGUUGACGCUGCUGAGAAAUUUCAGAAGGAAUCUGGAACUAAACCAGAUAUAGAUCUUGCAACCAUUACAGAUCGAAUGGCUGUUAAGAAGGCUGUGCAAUGUGGAAAUGUUGAGGAUGCGAUUGAGAAAGUGAAUGAUUUAAAUCCCGAGAUACUGGACACAAAUCCGCAACUGUUUUUCCAUCUCCAGCAACAGAGAUUGAUAGAACUGAUUCGGAAUGGCAAAGUAAAUGAGGCUUUGGAGUUUGCCCAGGAGGAACUUGCGCCAAGAGGAGAAGAAAAUCAAAGCUUUUUAGAAGAAUUGGAGAGGACUGUUGCACUGCUGGCUUUUGAAGAUGUUUCUAGCUGCCCUGUUGGAGAACUAUUGGACAUUUCACAGCGCCUGAAGACAGCAAGUGAGGUGAAUGCAGCUAUCCUUACAAGCCAGAGCCAUGAAAAAGAUCCAAAGCUUCCAAGCUUGUUAAAAAUGUUGAUAUGGGCUCAGAACCAACUUGAUGAGAAAGCUGCUUAUCCUCGGAUAAACGAUUUAUCUACUGCCAUGCUUGAAGACCCUGCAGUUUGA
Molecule: messenger RNA, 972 nt
Organism: Dovyalis caffra
Lineage: Eukaryota; Viridiplantae; Streptophyta; Magnoliopsida; Malpighiales; Salicaceae
Source: the annotation of a GenBank genome assembly